This is a messenger RNA of Sesamum indicum (sesame), 1193 nucleotides long. RefSeq names its product cytochrome oxidase complex assembly protein. The record is from RefSeq and is a predicted model, not a curated record. NCBI's taxonomy places the organism in Eukaryota, Viridiplantae, Streptophyta, Magnoliopsida, Lamiales, Pedaliaceae.
CCCUUUUCGCCCAAUUCCUCCUAUUUUAAAAUCGUGAAGGCUCGCCUUCUUCCUCUUCACUCUUAAAUCGCGUUUAGGCUCAUAAAAUCGCCCAAUUCCUCUCUCGCGCCGCCUCACCUUAUUUCUUGGCUUCUCAUCUGCAAAUCAACCACUGUGAGUUCUUUCUCUCUUUUCUGGUUUUAAUCUUUUGCUGACGGAAGCACCGAGAUUUGACGGGCCACUCUUUUUCGGUGAAGAACUUGGAGUUGAUUAUUCAUACAAUAGUCAAUCAAAGACGAUUUGGGAAAUGAUAAAGAUUGACUUAGUGAAUUCCAGAGCGUCUUAGAGUCCCUACACUUGAUAUAGAGGGAAACCCAGCAAUGGUAGGCCGAAGGGUGCUGUCCAUGCUGAAGAGCAGAGCAGCGGCGGCCGAAGAAGGUAAAGCGAAAACUUGGGGUCGUAGAGUGGUGUCAGGAGCACUGAUUUGCUUGACAGGAGGUGUUGCUUUGAGCGCGCUUGAUGAUCUUGUCAUUUACCAUAGCUGUAGCAGCAAGGCCCUGGAGAAAGCUAGUAAGAAUCAGGCUAUAAUUGAAGCUAUUGGUGAGCCUAUUGUGAGGGGUCCUUGGUAUAAUGCAUCACUUGCAGUGGCUCACAAGCGCCACUCAGUUUCUUGCACUUUUCCUGUUUCUGGACCGCAGGGCUCUGGAAUUUUUCAACUGAAAGCAGUACGUAAUGGAGAGGAUACAUGGUUCUCAAUUUUACGGCCUCGUGACUGGGAAAUCCUCAUUAUGGAAGCUCUGCUUCACGUGCCAGGGAAAGAAAAAAAGGAACAGACAUUUCGGAUUAGUGUUUCAGAUAACCCUCCAUCGGCCUGCAAGCCAUGCACUGCUUGUAGGGAUCAACCAUCAGCAAGUGCAAAAGAGAACCAACCUCAGCCUGCCUAGAAAGGAAAAAAUUCUUGUUUCGUUUCUAUCCUCUGUAACUAUGUAGUUUCUCCCAUGAAAUCUGACUUGGGAUUUUGAAUAAUACUUGCAGGCUUGGGACUGAAUAAUUCUUUGUGGAGUUCUGAAUAUUAAGAAGGGUAGUUUCACAUGACUUCUAUUUUGGUAGGCCAUAGUUUCAGUAGGCCAUAGUUUCAGAUGACCAUACCCUGCUGCUUGACAUUGAUUCUAAUUGUGUUAUUAGUGGGUCAUACAAAGUUCCUUUUUGGGAGA